This is a messenger RNA of Gigantopelta aegis, 732 nucleotides long. RefSeq lists its product as uncharacterized. Bases 1 to 690 code for a protein of 229 amino acids. NCBI's taxonomy places the organism in Eukaryota, Metazoa, Mollusca, Gastropoda, Neomphalida, Peltospiridae. The transcript has 4 exons. The record is from RefSeq and is a predicted model, not a curated record.
AUGAUACGAACCAUCAUCCUAGGACUGGCCUGUCUGUGGACGACGAGCCACGCCGUGCACCUUAUCCAGCUGUCUGCGCCCACUCCUCAGUCAGGCAGGCUGGAACUGUCCCCGAACUUCAUCAGGAACGUGCUGGACAUGGAUGUGAUUACUCCUACUAUGGCUAUAGCCCCGUUUAGUUACGGAAGCGUAGCUCCUCAACAAAGUGUCGCCUUCACUCGGGCUGUCGCACCAGUCGCCUCGCAGAGACGGGCGCAGCACAUGCCAAGGAAGGCGAACACUGCGACGACGCGACAGGGGCUGUCCCCGCUGCUGCUGAGAAGCUUGAUGGACGUCGACGGCUUCAGUUACUCUGGCCUCGCUAACCAAGCCUUCGUCGAGUACGGCGGUCAAAGCCUACAGCCAGCGGUCACCUACAGCAGUUCCGUCGCGCCGACAGCGUCAGCGGCCACGUUGGCCCCGGCCCAGCACAUGCCGAUGAAGAGGACGUCGACAGGAAUCACUAUCCCGCCAAUGAUGUUGAGGAACAUCCUCGACCUCGACGUGUACGGCGGCGGUUCCAUGUUCGUCAACCAAGGCCUAUCCGCGUAUGACACACAGGCGGUCGACUACGGCACACCGGCCUAUGCAAGCUAUCCUUCUGACGGGGUUCUCGUGGAUGGUGGACAAGGCACAUUUAUCAUAGGAUGAAGAUGAUGCUGGCGUCUCCAAUUCGGACUGUAGCUCCUCCUG